This is a messenger RNA of Aspergillus homomorphus CBS 101889, 1497 nucleotides long. Its product is annotated as adenosylmethionine decarboxylase SPE2. Bases 1 to 1497 code for a protein of 498 amino acids. The transcript is spliced from 2 exons. Gene Ontology annotation, biological process: spermine biosynthetic process; spermidine biosynthetic process. The record is from RefSeq and is a predicted model, not a curated record. Gene Ontology annotation, cellular component: cytosol. Gene Ontology annotation, molecular function: adenosylmethionine decarboxylase activity. Lineage: Eukaryota; Fungi; Ascomycota; Eurotiomycetes; Eurotiales; Aspergillaceae.
AUGGUUUAUAUCGGGAUCCCCAAGCACUACACCCAGUCGCCGUCCUCUUUCAUGGGGACGCCGUCUCUGACGAUCAACCAUGAAGCGACCCAGGAUCUUGACUCCACUAACGCUUUCGAAGGACCCGAGAAACUCCUGGAGGUCUGGUUUGCGCCCUCCGCUGAGGAGCUGGGAUCCGCUGGUCCCGCUGGCCUGAAGGCCGUGCCCGAGGAAAUUUGGAAGGAUAUGCUCGAUCUUGUCAACUGCCAAGUGCUUUCCAUUGUGUCGUCCGAGGAUGUGGACGCCUACCUUUUGUCCGAGUCCAGCAUGUUUGUUUGGCCUCACAAGUUGAUCCUCAAGACCUGCGGCACCACCACCUUGUUGUCUGGCCUACCCCGUAUCCUCGAGGUCGCCACUCUGUUCGGCGGUUUCCCUCGCGCGACGGCGCCCUCGCGCGGCAUUUCCGUUGCCGCGGCGCCCUACCGUGUCUUCUACAGUCGCAAGAACUUCCUCUUUCCCGACCGCCAGCGCGGUCCUCACCGUAGCUGGAGAGAUGAGGUUCGGACCAUGGACCGACUGUUCUUGAACGGCAGCGCCUAUAUGAUUGGCAAGAUGAACGGCGAGCACUGGUACUUGUAUCUGACCGAGCCCAACACCAUGCUUACGCCUCCCGCCAGUCCCAAGGCGGAGGAUGAAGAGGUGACUGAAACCAAGAUCCUCAAUGUUCCCAGCCAUGCCGCCAUCCCGGGAGUCGAGGCGGAGGAUGAGACUCUGGAGGUGCUGAUGACCGACCUGGAAGAGGAGAACGCGAAGCAAUUCUACUUGGACCAUGCUACUGCAGUGGCCGAGAAGCGGUACCGCAACUUCGAGACUGACAACGACGACCCUGUGGAUGUGUUCAGCAACAACUCCGACAUGGACGAUGUGUCUUCCGACGGCAGCCGCAUUCUGCCCCCGGAGCUGACCACCGAGGGUCAUGCCUUGGGUACUGUGGUCUCGGAGUCCUGUGGCCUGUCUGAUGUUUACCCCAAGGCCAAAUUCCCCGAGUCCCGCAUCGACGCUUACUUGUUCACACCAUGCGGCUUCUCGGCCAAUGGUGUGAUUCCGUCGCCCGAUCAGAGCACUGGCACUCACUACUUCACGGUGCACGUGACUCCCGAGCCGCAGUGCUCGUACGCGUCGUUUGAGACCAACGUGCCUCAUUCGCAGAACGGACAGACCACGGCGAGCAUCAUCCAGCAAGUGGUGAGCAUCUUCAAGCCGGGCCGUUUCACGGUGACCUUGUUUGAGGCCAAGCCCGAGCUGCCCGUGGUUGAGGGCGAGUGGGACAGCAUCAAGGAGGCCAAGUACUUUGAGCGCCAGUUGCUGCGCCGUACCUCGAAGAUGGAGCAUGUGGAGGGAUACCGGCGGGUGGACCGUAUUGUGCAUGACCUGGACGGAUAUGACUUGGUGUUCCGCUACUACGAACGUCUUGACUGGAAAGGGGGGGCCCCUAGGCUCGGAGAAGAGCGCGUUUGA